AAUUCCUGGAAGCCCCUUUAUCCCCUUACCUGAAAGGGAUGGGACAGGCUGGGAACUUCCUGUUCCAUUUCCCUGGAGUCCUUCCACGGGCCGUCUCUUGUCCUGGAUCCUUCCAAGGAUCCCCCAACAUCUCGGCCUCAGGAGUCGGUACCCGGAGUGGUGUAGGAGGAGCUGAAGAAGGUAAGAGCGGCCCAAGUGUGGGAAUUGUGAAAGAUGAUGGCGGAAGCAGUCCCAGAUGCCCCGGAACAAGAGCAUUCCGGAGCCGUGAAGCUGGAGGAGGAUGAGGUUGGCGAGGAGGAUCCCAGGCGGGCGGAGUCCAGGCCUAGGCCUGAGGUGGCCCACCAGCUUUUCAGAUGUUUCCAGUAUCAGGAAGAUAUGGGGCCACGGGCAUCUCUGGGUCGGCUCCGGGAACUCUGCAACCACUGGCUGCGACCGGCUCUGCAUACCAAGAAGCAGAUCCUGGAGCUGCUGGUUCUGGAGCAGUUCCUGAGCGUCCUGCCCCCGCAUGUGCUGAGCCGACUGCAUGGCCAACCGCUCCGGAAUGGAGAGGAGAUGGUACAGCUGUUGGAGGGUGUGACACCCAGAGACAACAGCCAUACGGGGCCACUGGAUUUUAGCUUCAGUGCUGGCAAGAAUGCCCCUGUAGACGUCUCAGAGGAACAAAGUAGCCCUCCCCAGGUUCCCAGCCACAGCCCCCAGACGGAGUUGCCCUCAGAAGAGAUUCCAGCCCUGCAUCCAUUGAAUGAGUUAUCUCCAUCUCAGCCAGUGCCCACGAAGCCUGCCGAAUCGGAGGAGUGGAAACUUGCCCCAAGUUCAAAUUGGCCAAUGAGCCCAGAGCCCCAGGAGAUACUCCAGGACCCACAAGAAAGCAACCCCACGCAGGGCCCCUCAGGGCUUGAGGAUUCCAGAGACCAAGAGCUGGCAGCUGUGUUGGAAUCCCUCACCUUUGAGGAUACCUCAGAGAAGAGAGCUUGGCCUGCAAACCCUCUUGGAGUUGGAAGCAGAAUGCCGGGCAGCGAGGAACUCAAAGUUGAAGAACGGAAACCUGCCGCCGUCGGAGCAGAGUCCCAGACAGACAAACCUGGAGGUGCAGGAGAGCCUCUUACGCAGACUCUUGGGAAGGAAACAAGCAGACGUGAUUCGGGAGGUACCCCUGCUGACAGCGGUGAAGCUGUGGAGGUUAGGGGAACUACGGAUGCCUCAAAGCCUCAGGCGGAGGCGCAGUUCAUAUGUACAGCUUGUGGAGUGAACUUCUCACAGAUGUCCCAUCUACAGGCCCACCAGCUGCAAUCUCACCCCAGCUCUGAACCUCACCCAAGCUCUCGAUCCUUUCGGUGUCUGUGGUGCGGGAAGACUUUUGGACGCAGCUCCAUCCUCAAGCUGCACAUGCGCACGCACACAGACGAGCGACCCCACGCCUGCCAUCUCUGCAGCCACCGCUUCCGCCAGAGCUCACACCUGAGGAAGCACUUGCUAACGCAUUUCUCUGAGCCUACCUUCCGGUGCGCUGAGUGUAACCAGGGCUUCCGGCGUCGCUCCAGCCUCAUGCACCACCUGAUGGCACAUGCCCAGGAACAAAAUCCCACGCCAAACCCAGAAGGCAAGACAAAAGUGCCAGCGGUGGCAGCUGUCCUCUGUUCCCACUGCGGGCAGACCUUCCAGAGGCGCUCUAGCUUAAAGCGUCACCUGCGUAUCCAUGCCAAGGACAAGGACCAUCAUCAGUCCUCUGAAGACCCUGGCAACCUUAGCUCUCACCAGGAGAGUGAAUCCUAUGUGUGCAGUGACUGUGGCAAGGUUUUCCGACAAAGCGAGCACCUGAUAACCCACAGGCGAGUCCAUACCCGUGAACGGCCCUUCUCCUGCCAGGUCUGUGGCCGCUGCUUCACCCAAAAUUCUCAGCUGAUCAACCACCAGCAGGUGCACACAGGUGAGAAGCCCCACGCCUGUCCUCAGUGCAGCAAACGCUUUGUGAGACGGGCUGGCCUUGCUCGCCAUCUGUUGACCCACGGUGGCCUCCGGCCUUACCACUGUGCCCAGUGUGGCAAAAGCUUCUGCCAAAUGCGAGAUCUGACCCGCCACCUACGCUGCCACACAGGGGAGAAGCCCUGCCGAUGCAACGAAUGCGGAGAGGGGUUCAGCCAGAAUGCCCACCUGGCACGCCACCAACGCAUCCACACCGGGGAGAAGCCCCACGCCUGUGACACCUGUGGUCACCGCUUCCGUAACAGCUCCAACUUGGCCCGCCACCGCCGCAGUCACACUGGGGAACGGCCCUACAGCUGUCCAACCUGCGGCCGUAGUUUCCGGCGCAAUGCGCACCUGCAGCGCCACCUGGUCACACACACAGGGUCAAAGCAAGAAACGGAAGACCCCCAGGAGUGCCCUGAGUGUGGCAAGAGCUUCAAUCGCAGCUCCAACUUGCUGCGCCACCUGCUGCUUCACACAGGCGCAAGGCCUUACUCCUGUGUGCUGUGCGGCCGCGGCUUCAGCCGCAAUUCGCACCUGCUGCGCCACCUGCGAACCCACGCCCGGGAGACGCUGUACUAGCUCCACCCGUGUUCUGGCAGCCUGUCCCAUAUCGCUUCCCUGCAUGAAUAAGAUUCCCUAUGGUGUUCCUUCACACAUACCUUCUCCCGGUUCCUCCACGUUUGGCCUCCCCACUGUUUACCUCUUCCCCUGACUCCAGAAAUUUGUUUUUAGAGUUUAUAAGUAAAGCUGUCUUCUCAAAGU
This is a messenger RNA of Rattus rattus (black rat), 2730 nucleotides long. RefSeq names its product zinc finger and SCAN domain containing 10 (gene Zscan10). The record is from RefSeq and is a predicted model, not a curated record. Bases 214 to 2547 code for a protein of 777 amino acids. The transcript is spliced from 6 exons. Gene Ontology annotation, biological process: regulation of transcription by RNA polymerase II. NCBI's taxonomy places the organism in Eukaryota, Metazoa, Chordata, Mammalia, Rodentia, Muridae. Gene Ontology annotation, molecular function: RNA polymerase II cis-regulatory region sequence-specific DNA binding; DNA-binding transcription factor activity, RNA polymerase II-specific.